AUGACUUCGAAACGCAGUUCACGACUCUUCGUGGACGAACCCACACAUACCAGAGAAGGCCAACAGACACCCAACGGCACACAAUUCCGUUCAAGACAGGGCUCUCGAAGCUCUACAAGAGAAGAAACGAUGCAAGAAGUAGAGGAAGCCCUCUUCAAUGGCCGCGAUGCCACAAAUGUCAGCCGCUCUGGGAGCCUUUCCGCCGUCAAUAUGGAAACGUCUCUGUCGGCAUCUUCAAGAACAAGUAAUUCGAGUGCCUCCUCGACAUCAGCAUAUCAAUCACAAUCAACCGACUACACAGCGCCUCUCAAUGGCCGACCUCACAAUUUUGGCGUUGUCAUUCCAGGCGUCUACCGAAGUAGCUUUCCUCGGUCUCACGAUUUUGAGUACCUCAAGGGUCUGGGCCUCAAGACCAUUGUCACGCUUGUCAGGAAAGAUGAACUUGAUCACGAUCUCGAGACAUUCGUCCAACGUGAAGGCAUUCGACAAGUCGUCUUCAAUAUGAAGGGCACCAAGAAGGAGGCAAUUCCUCUGGGCACCAUGAAAGCUAUCCUCAGCAUCGUUCUCGACAAGUCAAAUUACCCUCUGCUGGUUCACUGCAAUCACGGAAAGCACCGAACUGGAUGCGUUGUCGGAGUUGUCCGCAAGAUCGCCGGCUGGGACACCGAGAGCGUCGUGGCAGAGUACAAGAGCUACGCCGAGCCAAAGGCUCGUGAAUGUGAUGUCAACUAUCUUGAUGACUUCCAGGUCUCAAGUUUAGGAAUUUCGAAUCCCAUUCCUAACGCGACAAAAGACGUCUACAAAAAGUGCAGUCGGUUUCAACCUCGCACAUUUUUUCGAGCCGUCUUCUUCACCACUUUCGUCUUGCUGUUGUUCUUCAUGUCAGGAUCAAGACUCAGCACAGCGACAAGACCCGACCAUCUACUUCUCUGA
This is a messenger RNA of Fusarium redolens, 933 nucleotides long. Its product is annotated as tyrosine phosphatase family-domain-containing protein. NCBI's taxonomy places the organism in Eukaryota, Fungi, Ascomycota, Sordariomycetes, Hypocreales, Nectriaceae. Bases 1 to 933 code for a protein of 310 amino acids. The transcript has 3 exons. Gene Ontology annotation, biological process: protein dephosphorylation. Gene Ontology annotation, molecular function: phosphatase activity; inositol diphosphate tetrakisphosphate diphosphatase activity. Gene Ontology annotation, cellular component: cytoplasm. The record is from RefSeq and is a predicted model, not a curated record.